CACACACACAUACAUACACAGAGUCAGCUGUUCUGAGCUAUGUCAGAAGAUGCCGGAUACAGUUGUAGUGGAAGGACAAGUUAAAUUCAGAGAUGGGAAAAAGUGGAAGAGUCGUUGGGUCGCGUUGCGGAAGCCGUCCCCAGUCGCAGGGGAGGGGGGGCGAGCAUGGGACGCUAGGCUGAGAUACAGCCUGGGAGAAGUCCACAGGUUCAGUGUAGGCGUUCAGCCAGGAACUAAGCUAGAGAGUGGUCCCGCCUCCCUGCACCUGUGCAACAACCUACUGGUCCUCACUAGGGACCUCCCCCCGGCCGUGAUUGGCCAGUGGAAGCUGUCAGACCUGCGUCGCUAUGGCGACGUGCCCAACGGCUUUGUGUUUGAGGGCGGCACUAGAUGUGGAUACUGGGCUGGUGUGUUCUUCCUGUCCUGUUCAGAAGGAGAGCAGAUCAGUUUCCUGUUUGACUGUAUAGUCAGAGGCAUCUCUCCUAGUAGAACACCUAGUGGCCUCAGACCUAACCUACCAGAUCCCAGUGCUAGCCGGUCCUCCUCAGAGGAGAGGAUCAACCAUGAAACAUCGGAUCUAGAGAGAAGACUCAGCAUGCUGUCUCACAGCAGUAGACAGAGCAGUACAGCCUCCACCUCCAGUUACAGCACCUCCAUUGCCGGGACGACCGCAGCAGUAUCUCUUCCUCUUCCUCCAGCCAAUCAGACGCCAGCUACGGAAGCCACUUCCCUUUAUGGCCAGGGCCAAAACGCCCCACUUCCUCAACCGAGACCCUGUCGGCCCCUCCCACUGCGAGGUCCUCGACCAAUCUGGACGAGGAUCUCUAUAACUGUCAUGAACCGCACUCCUUUCAAACCGCCUUCCCACCUUCGCAGUCUCCACGACAGCGGGCGCCAAAGCUCGUUGGACAGCGGGAUAGGCGUCGCCACGACCAGCAGCCAAUCGUCUUACUCUGGGAGCUUCUCUUCCUGUACGGGCAGCCUGGACACAGCCAGUCAAGGAGGAGGGGAGGAGUUUGGGUCUGUCCUUAGUCUACCUCCCCCUCUUCUCUCUCUGCCUCCUCUUUCUCUACCUCCCCCUCCUCCCUCUCUACCUCCUCCUCCUCCACCCAGUCUACCUCCUCCACCUCCUCCUCUGUCCUUAAGGACCCCUGAGCCCGGCCCUCUCUCCCCCCCUACUCCCGGCUCCUGCCUCCCGUCUUGCUCCUCCUCCUCCAGGACUAGUGGUUGUAGCUCUGGCGCCCCGUGGUGUCAGAGUGAGGAGUACCAGGCACCCAGCCUUCUCAGACUACAGUAUGACAGCCCCAGGAACCUCCUGCACACCCUGGCCUUCAAGGAUCCUCCACCCCAGGGAGGAGCACCCGAACUGGGCAGGGACAGGCGGCUCGGUGGGGAAGGACAGAUCCAGGGGCAUGAGUGUCCUUCCCUUCCUUCCACACCCACUGAGGCCUCUCCCCAGUGGGUAGAGACCCUGAGGCAGGCCCCCGUAGAAAGUCCCCUGUGCUGGAGCAGUGAGAGGGCGCCCCCUGUGGACAGUGGUGAUCGGUGCAGCAUCAUGUCCGCUCGGCUCACACCCAGACCUCUGCUGUUACCUGGCUGUCCAGUGUGUGGAGGAACGCAGACAAACAGCCCUUCACAUUCAGGGCUUUCCCCAACACCAGAUCCACCACCCCAAUGUAGAGAGGUGGGGCGGGGUGAGGCGGGCCUCUCUCACCCUCUAGAACCCUCCUAUUCACCCCCACCUCCCCACGGCACGAUGACGCCAAGCAGACAGACCUCAGUCUCUGGCGGGAGAAUCUUUAAGUUUCCUCCGGAUGCUUCUGCCAUGAUGAUGUCAUCAGUCCUGGACAGGCGUCACCACACCGACCCCAGUGUGAACUACGUCAACAUCCCCGUUAGCCCUGCGGCUAAAGCUAACAGAGCUGGCAGAGAGCUGCUGUACAUGGAGCUGGAUCUACAGCCAGAGCCCUACGGUGGGCCAGUUUCCACCAACAUCACUACAGCGAGGGGUAACCCUGUGCAGCUGCGCAGACCCAGUAAGAACACCAACCCCUCUCAGAUGGCCAUUUUAGAUAGGUGUUUACGGCUCUCCAUGUUGGCUCAAGUGUUUUGCUGGCAGUUUGGCUGGCUGGCAGGUUGA
This is a messenger RNA of Oncorhynchus keta (chum salmon), 2140 nucleotides long. RefSeq names its product protein Dok-7-like. NCBI's taxonomy places the organism in Eukaryota, Metazoa, Chordata, Actinopteri, Salmoniformes, Salmonidae. Gene Ontology annotation, biological process: positive regulation of protein tyrosine kinase activity; neuromuscular junction development. The record is from RefSeq and is a predicted model, not a curated record. Gene Ontology annotation, molecular function: protein kinase binding.